Molecule: messenger RNA, 804 nt
Organism: Capsicum annuum
Lineage: Eukaryota; Viridiplantae; Streptophyta; Magnoliopsida; Solanales; Solanaceae
Product: S-adenosyl-L-methionine:benzoic acid/salicylic acid carboxyl methyltransferase 1-like
Exons: 4
Coding region: 1-804 (267 amino acids)
Biological process (GO): methylation
Molecular function (GO): S-adenosylmethionine-dependent methyltransferase activity
Source: RefSeq, a predicted model, not a curated record
AUGUAUCAACAGUAUGUAUCUAAUGUGAUUAACUUGUAUCAUCAGAGGUCAAAUGUUGGGAUUUUAGGAGAUUUUGAAAAAAAAUUUGACUCAAAUUGCUUUGCUGGUUCAUUUUAUACUAGACUUUUUCCUUCGAAAAGCUUGCAUUUUGGUCACUCUUCUUACAGUCUUCAUUGGCUUUCUCAGGUACCUGAUGGUAUACAGAAUAACGAAGGGACUAUUUAUGCAGGAAGUACAAGCCCACCAAGUGUCCAUAAAGCAUAUUAUGACCAAUUUGAAAAAGAUUUUGCAACAUUUUUAAAGCAUCGUUCGAAAGAAUUGGUGAAAGAUGGACAUAUGAUAUUGACAAUUCCUGGCAGGAAAAAUGAACAAUACUAUAGCAAAUUGGGUCACUACUUGUUGGAGCCAUUGGCUAGGGCACUCAAACAUUUGGUUGUAGAGGGCUCGAUAGAAGAAGAGAAAGUGGAUUCAUUCAACUUUCCUGUAUACUAUCCAUCUCCAAGAGAAGUAAUGCAUAUAGUUGAGAAAGAGGGAUCUUUCACCAUUAAUGUCUUGGAAACUUUAGAACACCAUGUUGAUUUAGAUGAUGCUUAUGGUGAUGAAGAUUGCAAUAGUAAUCCUAAUGGGUACAAUAAGGCACAAUGUGUAAGAGCUUUUGCUGAACCUUUACUACUUAACCAUUUUCGUGAUGAUGAAUUAUUGGUGGAUAAUGUGAUCAAUAAGUGUAGAGAGAUUUAUGUCAAUUGCAUGACAAAAGAAGAUGCUAUGUUCACAAGUGUUGUUGUAUCCUUGACCAAAAAAUAA